This is a messenger RNA of Cicer arietinum (chickpea), 1789 nucleotides long. RefSeq names its product 5'-adenylylsulfate reductase 2, chloroplastic. The record is from RefSeq and is a predicted model, not a curated record. NCBI's taxonomy places the organism in Eukaryota, Viridiplantae, Streptophyta, Magnoliopsida, Fabales, Fabaceae. Gene Ontology annotation, molecular function: phosphoadenylyl-sulfate reductase (thioredoxin) activity.
UAUUACAUUUCAUAGAACAAAAAAAAAAACCAACAGAUUCUACUAUUCAAUUUAGGAACAUAGAUCAAUAGUGUUCAUUCAUUCUCCAAUGGCCCUCGCCGUUACUUCUUCUUCAGCAGCAGCAGCAGCAGCUGCGGCAAAAUCAACUUCCUUCUUCUCACGCAUCGGAUCUUCCUCCGAUACCAAAGUUUCUCAAAUUGGUUCGUUAAGGAUUUUGGAGAAAACUCAUGGUUCGAAUGGUGCUUUGAAUUUACCUCAAAGACGAUAUUUGGUGAGGCCUCUUAACGCUAAAUCUAAAAGGAAUGAUUCAAUUGUUCCUCUUGCAGCAACUAUCGUUGCUCCUGAGGUUACUGAGAAAGAAGAGGAAGAUUUUGAACAAUUAGCGAAAAACCUUGAAAAUGCUUCGCCUCUUGAAAUAAUGGACAAGGCACUUGAGAAAUUCGGCAGCGAUAUUGCUAUUGCUUUCAGUGGUGCUGAAGAUGUUGCUUUAAUUGAGUACGCACAUUUGACGGGUCGGCCAUACAGGGUGUUCAGUCUGGACACAGGGAGACUGAAUCCAGAAACAUACAGAUUGUUUGAUGCAGUUGAGAAACGCUACGGAAUUCGCAUCGAAUACAUGUUCCCUGAUGCAGUUGAGGUUCAGGGAUUAGUAAGAACAAAGGGGCUCUUCUCAUUUUACGAGGAUGGGCAUCAAGAGUGCUGCCGCAUUAGGAAGGUGAGACCCUUAAGGAGAGCUCUAAAGGGUCUCAGAGCAUGGAUAACUGGUCAAAGAAAAGACCAGUCACCUGGAACUAGGUCUGAAAUACCUGUUGUUCAGGUUGAUCCAGUUUUUGAGGGACUUGAUGGUGGUGCUGGUAGUCUUGUAAAGUGGAACCCCGUUGCAAAUGUGAAUGGCAAUGAUGUAUGGAACUUCCUUAGGACAAUGGAUGUGCCUGUUAAUUCUUUGCAUUCUCAAGGAUAUGUUUCCAUUGGUUGUGAGCCAUGCACAAGGCCAGUUUUACCUGGACAGCAUGAAAGAGAGGGAAGAUGGUGGUGGGAGGAUGCCAAAGCAAAGGAGUGUGGUCUUCACAAAGGAAAUUUGAAACAGGAAGAUGGUGCCCAGACGAAUGGUAAUGGAAACGAUGCCCAAGCAAAUGGCUCUGCCGCAGUUGCUGACAUUUUCAACACCCAGAAUGUGGUCAGCUUGAGCAGGGCUGGAAUUGAGAAUCUGGCUAAAUUGGAGGACCGAAAAGAGCCUUGGCUCGUUGUGCUAUAUGCGCCAUGGUGCCGCUUUUGCCAGGCUAUGGAGGAAUCAUAUGUGGAUUUGGCAGAGAAUUUAGCAGGAUCAGGAGUGAAGGUUGGAAAAUUUAGAGCUGAUGGUGAUGAAAAAGAAUAUGCAAAGAGUGAACUGGGGCUUGGUAGCUUCCCCACAAUACUCUUCUUCCCCAAACACUCUUCACGGCCAAUUAAGUAUCCUUCGGAAAAGAGAGACGUUGAUUCAUUAUUGGCAUUUGUGAAUGCCUUAAGGUGAUGAUCAAUUGAGCGAGUAUUUUGCACGAGGCUCCGUCACACGAUACCUGGAAUAAGUUUAUUCACAGAUUUUGGCAGUUCACUGAAGUGGGAAUGGCAGUUUUGACAGCAAAACGAAAAUUCUCAGCUUGUAUCUCUGUAUAGGUUUAGAUGAUCUUCCGCAGAAGUAAUUGUAGUAGUCACUGAGGUGGAUUUGAUUUACUGUUUUUCUAGACGAGUAGACUUAUGUUUGAACUAUCUUGUUUCUCUCAAUAAUAUAAGAUCUUGUUUUUUGGAUUCA